Messenger RNA from Sinocyclocheilus anshuiensis, 1636 nucleotides. Its product is annotated as C-X-C chemokine receptor type 4-B-like. The coding region runs from base 63 to 1124 and encodes 353 amino acids. Gene Ontology annotation, cellular component: membrane; external side of plasma membrane. The record is from RefSeq and is a predicted model, not a curated record. Gene Ontology annotation, molecular function: C-C chemokine receptor activity; C-C chemokine binding. NCBI's taxonomy places the organism in Eukaryota, Metazoa, Chordata, Actinopteri, Cypriniformes, Cyprinidae. Gene Ontology annotation, biological process: immune response; cell chemotaxis; brain development. The transcript has 2 exons.
UCCGUUGACUGAAGUGUGUGGAGACUUUUUGCGCGGUUUAUACGUUCAUCUGUUUGAACAACAUGGACUUUUAUGAUCACAUCAUUUUAGACAACAGCUCAGACUCCGGAUCUGGAGACUUUGACUUUGACGAACUCUGUGACCUAACAGUCGGCAAUGACUUCCAGAAGAUCUUUCUUCCUAUUGUAUAUGGGAUUAUAUUUGUCCUGGGAAUCAUUGGCAAUGGACUUGUUGUGCUUGUGAUGGGCUUCCAAAAGAAGUCAAAGAACAUGACCGACAAAUACAGGUUGCAUCUCUCCAUCGCUGACCUCCUGUUUGUCCUCACGUUACCCUUUUGGGCUGUGGAUGCGGCUAGCGGAUGGCUUUUUGGGGGAUUUCUGUGCGUCACUGUCAAUAUGAUCUACACUCUGAAUCUGUACAGCAGCGUGCUGAUUCUGGCCUUCAUCAGCCUGGAUAGGUACCUGGCGGUCGUCCGUGCCACAAACAGCCAGAACUUUAGGAGGUUGCUCGCAGAGAGGGUGAUCUACCUUGGAGUUUGGCUUCCAGCGACCCUGCUCACCGUGCCUGAUCUGGUGUUUGCCAAAGUCCACAAUGCGGGCAUGAAUACGAUCUGCGAGCUCACCUACCCACAGCAAGCGAACAUAGUGUGGAAGGCCGUUUUCCGUUUCCAGCACAUCAUCGUUGGCUUUUUGCUGCCUGGUCUGAUCAUUCUGACCUGUUACUGUAUCAUCAUCUCAAAACUGUCCAAGAGCUCCAAAGGUCAGGCCCUGAAGAGGAAGGCGCUGAAGACAACUGUCAUCCUCAUCCUCUGCUUCUUCAUCUGCUGGUUGCCUUACUGUGCCGGCAUCCUGGUGGACGCUCUGGUGAUGUUGAAUGUAAUAUCUCACAGCUGUUUCCUGGAGCAGGGUCUGGAGAAAUGGAUCUUCUUUACUGAGGCGCUUGCGUAUUUCCACUGCUGUCUCAACCCCAUCCUUUAUGCUUUCCUGGGAGUCAAGUUCAGUAAAUCUGCCCGUAACGCUCUGAGCAUCAGCAGUAGAUCAAGUCACAAGAUGCUGACCAAGAAAAGAGGUCCUAUAUCAUCGGUAUCUACCGAGUCAGAGUCAUCUAGUGUCCUGUCCAGUUAACGGGCACUUUGUACAUAAAACUUUCCUACAUGGAUGACUAAGCUUUCAUUUAUUUUAUUUUAUUUUUAAAGGACUUUACAACACUUUUUGUAUAUUGUAAACUUGUUGUGUUGAUAAUUUUGUAACACUUUUUAUUCAACUACUUAAAUUAAUCUUUUUUUUAUGUUAGUACUUUUUUUCUUAGUAUUUUUAUUGCAGGACCUAAAGGCAGAGCCUUGACAAAGUCUGUAUACUUGCAGAAGUUCUUAUCAGGAAAUGUUAGCAAACUGUUGCAUAGUCUUUUGUCUGAUUCCGAACGUGUAGUGUAAAUUAUUUGUACAUAGUUCAUUGUUUGCCAUUGUGUGUGUGUGCACUUAGCUUUUCCAAUUUCCACAUAAGCUUUUUGAUAUUUAUUGAAAUGGUAGCUCACACUGUAAAAAAAAUAAUUAAAAAGGGGUUGUAAUUUAAUCAUGUCACAAUUGUUGCAUUUUUACUUCUAUUUCAUAAUAAAACCUUAAAAUCACCUAUUUUAA